Aspergillus alliaceus is the source of this 3382-nucleotide messenger RNA. RefSeq names its product Ras GTPase activating protein IRA2. The transcript is spliced from 4 exons. NCBI's taxonomy places the organism in Eukaryota, Fungi, Ascomycota, Eurotiomycetes, Eurotiales, Aspergillaceae. Gene Ontology annotation, molecular function: protein binding; GTPase activator activity. Bases 407 to 2749 code for a protein of 780 amino acids. Gene Ontology annotation, biological process: regulation of actin cytoskeleton organization; regulation of GTPase activity. The record is from RefSeq and is a predicted model, not a curated record. Gene Ontology annotation, cellular component: cell cortex.
UUUUUUUUUCCUUUCUUCUUCUUCUUCUCUCACUCCCUCUUAAUCAACCAGCGACACCCCAUUUCUGCAUUCGUUGAGAAGCUUCGCAAUUGCCGAUUAAUUGCUCGGAAAACCGUUGCCGGUACCUUGUGUCAUCUCCCUGCAGCCCCCGGCCACCCACGAACCGCUUAGUGCGCGUACGAUAAGGGGUACAAUUUUACAAGUGACCGCGCCGAAGAUCGUUGACCCAGAUGACCAGCCCUGAUACGUGAAAUCAAGCGACUGGAUCCGUGGCUAUUCUCAACCUACAUUGACCGUCGGUGAAGGUGUUUUCCUGACCCUUGUGGCUGGUGGUUCCCCCCCGAUAUAUAUCGUGUUUGGAGCGCUCCCUUGGUGCGCCAUUCAUCGACGCCUUUUUCUACACACAAUGUCUGUGGCCACUAUGCUACAACCAGCUUCCAGGACCUCCACUUCCUCAUCCUCAUCGUUUCAACCCGUUUCCCGGCAAAACACCAUGUCUUCCCACGAUACCCGGUCGCUCCGCCAAUCCAAGCGGUUUUCAACCACGGCACUGUACCUGUCGAUGUCCGCGAAGGACAGAGACUUGGAAAUCUCGGAUGAUUUGGCGAGGGCCCAAAAGUAUCUGCGGGAAUUGAAGUCAAAGAUCUCAUCACAGUCGAAGAAGAACUUCGUCCUGGAAAAAGAUGUACGAUAUCUGGAUUCUCGGAUCGCACUACUGAUUCAGAACCGGAUGGCGCUUGAGGAGCAAAAUGAAGUUGCGAGCCACCUCGACGAAGCCAUUGACCCCCAGGAGGGCUUCUUUCCUAACGAUGAAAAGACCCAGAAAUACGGCAACCUUUUAUUCCUCCUCCAAUCUGAGCCUCGUCAUAUCGCCCACCUAUGCCGCCUUGUUUCCAUGGCUGAAAUCGACUCGCUCCUGCAGACGGUUAUGUUUACCAUCUAUGGUAAUCAGUAUGAAAGCCGUGAAGAACAUCUUCUUCUCACCAUGUUUCAGUCCGUGCUCACCUACCAGUUCGAUAAUACCCCGGAAUACUCGUCGCUCUUGCGCCAGAACACUCCCGUCUCCCGUAUGAUGACCACUUAUACGCGCCGCGGCCCGGGCCAAAGUUACUUGAAACAGGUUCUGGCCGACCAGAUCAAUCGGCUGAUCGAGUACCGUGAUGUCGAUCUGGAAAUCAAUCCGUUGAAGGUGUACGAAACGAUGGUGACGGAAUAUGAGGAGAAGCAUGGCUCGUUGCCAGCGGACCUACCUCGAUCCGUUACCGCGGAGGCUGCAGCGGAAAAUGCACAGGUUCAGGCCAUCAUAGCGCCACGCCUGAGAAAACUGACGGAAAUUGCCAAUGGAUUUCUGUCAACAAUCAUCAACUCGGUGGAAGAGACGCCCUACGGUAUCCGGUGGAUUUGCAAGCAAAUUCGUAGCUUGUCUCGACGCAAGUAUCCCGAUGCCCAGGAUCAAACCAUCUGUACCCUCAUCGGAGGCUUCUUCUUCCUUCGCUUCAUUAACCCCGCCAUUGUUACGCCGCGGUCUUACAUGUUGAUCGAAUCAACCCCGACAGAGAAGCCUCGGCGCACAUUGACGUUAAUUGCCAAGAUGCUCCAGAAUCUGGCAAACAAGCCCUCCUACGCCAAGGAGCCGUACAUGGCCAAACUCCAACCCUUCAUUCAACAGAAUAAGGAGCGUGUCAACAAAUUCAUGCUUGAUCUAUGCGAAGUUCAGGACUUUUACGAGAGCUUGGAAAUGGACAACUAUGUGGCCCUUUCCAAGCGGGACCUGGAGUUGCAAAUCACUCUUAACGAAAUGUACGCCACUCAUGCGCUUCUAGAAAAGCACAGUGCGGCUCUCACUCAAGACCAGCACUCACAUCUCCAUGAGCUCUUAAAUGAGCUAGACACGGCUCCGGCACAAGUUCCGCGCAAGGAGAACAAGACCAUCACUGUUCCCCUGUUCAGUCGAUGGGAGACAGCCUUGGAUGACUUGACCUCCGCGCUGGACAUUACCCAAGAGGAAAUAUUGUUCAUGGAAGCCAAAUCAACCUUUGUCCAAAUCCUGCGGUCUUUGCCGCCAAACUCCAUAGUCGCCCGCCGACCUCUUCGACUCGAUCGAAUCGCGGAGGCUGCGGCCACCUUGAAAAACGACGCCGUGAUGGUGCGAAAGGGUAUUCGCACCAUGGAAUUGCUGAGCCAGCUGCUAGAAAUGGGAGUCGUUGAUCGUUCGGACGAUUUCAGUCUGCUCCGAGACGAAGUCGAACAAGAGUUGGUGCAUCUGGGUUCUUUGAAAGAGAAAGUUUUGGAGGAGACCAAAAAGCUCGAGGAAGUCUUCGCAACCAUCCGUGACCAUAACGCCUAUUUGGUGGGUCAGUUGGAGACAUACAAAUCCUACCUGCACAAUGUCCGGAGCCAGUCAGAGGGAAAGCAGAGAAAACAGCAGAAACACCAAGAGCUCGGGCCAUACAAAUUUACCCACCAGCAACUUGAGAAAGAAGGCGUGAUUCGAAAGAGCAAUGUUCCAGAGAACCGACGAGCCAACAUCUACUUCAUGUUCAAGAGUCCCUUGCCAGGCACUUUUGUUAUCAGCCUGCACUACAAAGGCCGCGCCCGUGGACUUCUGGAGCUUGAUCUCAAGCUUGAUGAUUUGCUAGAGAUGCAAAAAGAUAGCCUCGAGGAUUUAGACUUGGAGUACGUGCAAUUCAAUGUAUCCAAGGUGUUGGCGCUCUUGAACAAACGAUUUGCACGCAAGAAGGGGUGGUAAGAAUCUUCUCUCGGGGAGAUCUCUGCUUCUUUCCCAUUACGACGUAUAUGAAAACGAGCAACUAGCUUGCGGGCGGAAUACCUGGGCCCAGUCCGUGGUUUUAUCAUCCACUAACCUCACGAACUACGCAUUGGCACUCAAAUAAACGGUCUGUGCAGCAACGGAAGUGUGCUAUGUUUGAGCUGUCAGUUGAAGCAAUGAUCUCCACACGGGUGCAUCUGGAUCCUCCCAUGAUUCUUUGCCCCGCUGAAAGGGUGUUGGAGAAGGAUUGAUUGACAACAUAUGAACUAUGAUCUGUUUUGGAUUUUUUUUCCUUUUCUUUUUUGUUUUGCAUGGAGAUGUGAUUGAAGGAGGACUGUAAUCUGCUAAGAAAUGGUUCCGAUAUGGAAAGACAAGUCUUCGCUGGCUCGAGGACAGUCGCCAUGACGGGGAUGAUUGGGUGGUUUGGCUUUACGUAUACCCCGUUGGAUGAAUUUGCGUGUCCUUUUGACAUUUAUUCGUUUUGGUUGUUUUCUCCAUUUGCCUCUUGGAUGAUUCUCUAUUAUUUUGCCCAGAAAUCACCUGUUAUGUCACUGUUUUCAUGUACAUCUAGCAAUCGUUCAAUCUCACGACAUGCCCCUUCAGGGAAGUGUA